AGUUCCCCAUCAAAUCUCAAGACGAAUGGUUCCCAAAAUGAAACCAAAUUGGCUAACUACGUGUAUCCUAGUUAUUUUUCUGAUUCAUCAAUCGAGUUCUCUGCUAUGGCCAGCAUCUUCUAAUUUGGGUCUAACACUUUCAGUGUCCACACCCAUUGCUGAACUCUAUCCAGAACGUCGUAUUCUGAUCGAUUGGUGCUUCGCCAUCUCCUACAACUAUCCCUAUAACCUGACUGAGUUUUAUAGCAUACCCAUCUGGCCAGGAUUUGCCAACUACAAAGCGAAGCGAGAAGUUCCCCAACUGGAAAUGACGGAUGAGAAUUUCUAUACGAAAUAUGGACAUGAUAAUGGCAAUGGUAUGCAUCCCAAGGAUUUUUCGGCUGGAGAACUCUAUGCCUUCCUUGAGGAUACUUUAACGGGAUAUGGAUUCCAUGAGACGUGCUUGCUAAGAAGUGUUUGCGAGUUGGCACAACACCCUUUCGAUGACAGCCAUCAGCACUUGCUAAGCGAUAUAGUGACCUUCGUUUUGAGCCCCUCCCAACACGAAGGUUUUCGUGAUGACGAAGACGUAUACAGAAAGGCCUACGAACUGGCCGAGCAAGAUGGAUUCCUGGGUCGGGAUUGCUUGAGAUUAUAUUCUCACUGCAAACACGAUAUAUUACAGCUGAUGAGUCAAGUUAUAUUUCACUAG
This is a messenger RNA of Drosophila melanogaster (fruit fly), 691 nucleotides long. RefSeq lists its product as uncharacterized. The record is from RefSeq and is marked reviewed. Bases 38 to 691 code for a protein of 217 amino acids. Lineage: Eukaryota; Metazoa; Arthropoda; Insecta; Diptera; Drosophilidae. The transcript is spliced from 3 exons.